Messenger RNA from Ylistrum balloti, 2130 nucleotides. RefSeq names its product disintegrin and metalloproteinase domain-containing protein 10-like. Bases 1 to 2130 code for a protein of 709 amino acids. The transcript has 15 exons. NCBI's taxonomy places the organism in Eukaryota, Metazoa, Mollusca, Bivalvia, Pectinida, Pectinidae. Gene Ontology annotation, molecular function: metalloendopeptidase activity. The record is from RefSeq and is a predicted model, not a curated record. Gene Ontology annotation, cellular component: plasma membrane. Gene Ontology annotation, biological process: Notch signaling pathway; membrane protein ectodomain proteolysis.
AUGGAAUGUUGGUCAACAAACACGAGAAAGACAUUGACUGUGGCGUUGGUAGUGGUCAUCUUCUGUACACACGGAAUCGUAGCUGUCCCCCUGAACAGUGAUAUCCGAUAUUAUGAACCUGUCCAUUUUGACAGUCAUGUCUUGUUAGCUGACCAUCACAGAGUACGGCGGGGGACGGAGGACGGACUUCGGCUCACAUUCAGGGCUUUCAACAGGGACUUUCGUCUCAAGCUUCGUCCAAACAUUAAUUUGUUUGCGCCAAAUGUAAUUUUCGAGAGCUCCAUCGGAAAAAUAGAACACAAAGCAUCCGGUGCUUAUGUCGGAUCAGAUGAAGAUGAUACUGGAAGCAAAAUUUAUGGAGUGGUCACAUCGACUGGUCACUUUGAAGGUCAUCUUCACUACCCUAACGAAACAUCGUCUGAUGUAUUACUUAACACCAAAGAUAGUAUGUGCAAAUCUGAUGAACUUCACCGGAAGCUCAUGAAACACCGGAAGUCAGAAGAAAUGCGUGGACUGCUUCAUGAACCAACAGAGAAAUGGUCGGAUCGCUACCGACAAUCAGGGAGACAGAGGCGAUCUGUUGACCCGACCAAAACAGUUUGUGAACUGUAUCUAAAAGCUGACCACACUUUCUACAAUAAGUUUUCUACUUACGACGCUGUGUUAGAACAAAUGACGAAUCAUGUACAAGCAUCUAAUAAUAUAUUCAAUUUGAUAGAUUUUGACGGUGAUGGUUCCCCAGACAGUAUACAAUUCCAGAUAAAGCGAGUGACUAUAUACAACGACCCGAGCGCGGCUGGGUAUCCCUUCCCUCUCCAGUACAGUGUAGAGAGCCUCUUGGACCAACAUUCAAGAGAGAACUACAACGACUACUGUCUCGCAAUCCUCUUUACCAAUAGGGAUUUUAACGGCGUCCUCGGUUUGGCCUGGACGGCAGAGCUGGGUUUUGCCGGAGGAGUAUGUGAGAUAUCCGGGACUUACCAAGGUGAGACUAAAAGUCUGAACACAGCGCUGGUAACAAUGCGUAACUACGCCAAAGAUGUGCCCUCGUCUGUAUCACAUGCCACCUUCGCUCAUGAAGUAGGACACAACUUUGGCUCUAAGCACGAUCCUGAAUCUCAAGGGACGUGCACACCGGGGAGUGGAAAUGGCGGCAAUUUUAUCAUGUUUCCUCGGGCUACAUCCGGGUAUGAAGCAAACAACCAGAUGUUCUCCUCUUGUAGCGUUGAUUACAUGUCCCCAAUUCUGGACGCAAAAGCCCGGGAAACGUCCAAUGGAUGCUUCAAAGUAUCGGGUGUUCCUAUUUGUGGAAACAACGUGGUGGAGUCCGGGGAGGAGUGUGAUUGUGGCUGGUCUGAUACCUGUACGGAGGCCUGUUGUAAUCCCCAGUCCUCUAACCCCAUGGGAACGCCCUGUACCAAAGUCAACGCUUCUGCUUCCUCCUGCAGUCCGAGUGAGGGUCCAUGUUGCAGUCCGUCCUGUACACUGUACACGUCUGGGGAGAAUCAUGUGUGUCGGUCCAACAGUUCUUGUUUGGCUGAGGCGCUGUGCGACGGAUCAUCAGCAAGUUGUCCUGCUUCUGCCUCCGCUGCUAACGGAACGGAAUGCGCAGACGGGCAGGUCUGCUAUCUAGGGGAAUGCUCUGGUUCCGUUUGUCUUGCCCACAGUCUGGAGGCCUGUCAGUGCAGUCCUACCACAGCUGAUGAUUGGAAGGAUGAAAAACUCUGCCAGGUGUGCUGCAUGUACAACUCUAUCUGCACGUCCACCACCGAUAUUCCUUCUAUCACUGCCACAAAAUCAGUGUCAGGAAGUCCGUGUAAUAAUUACAAAGGGUAUUGUGACGUAUUCCAAGUGUGCCGAGAGGUGGACCCAACGGGGCCUCUUCUCGCCCUAAAGAAACUGCUAUUGGACGGAGAGGUGUUCCAGACUCUAAAAGCUUUCCUUACUCAACACUGGUACAUUGGCAUUGCUGCCGGUGUUGUCCUCGUUAUCGCGCUGAUCCUGGUGGCAAAAUUUUGCUCUAAAAGUCACGGACCUCCGAUGAAUCCACGAAAAAACCAAGUGGAAGAUAACAUGUCAUCAUAUGACAAUGGCAGGGAUAUUGACAUGUACAAUAUCAGACGACGAUAG